AUGGUCCGAGGAGUGCCAGAAGGCGUUCGAGGACCUCAAAACAUACCUGAUGUCGCUCCCCCCCUGGCCAAACCCGUUAAGGGGGAGGUCCAAUAUCUGUACUUGGGCAUCUCGCAGGCCGCGGUCAGCUCCGUGCUGGUCCGAGACGACGAGGGGGUCCAACGGCCCGUAUACUACACGAGCCGAGCUCUACGGGGAGCAGAGAUCAGGUACACACCCGUGGAAAAGGCCGUUUUUGCAGUAGAUGCGACGACAAAAAAGCUGAACCACUACUUCCAGGCCCACCCCGUGCAGGUCCUCACCAACCAGCCACUAGACGCAGUACUGAGGGCCUCGGGGUCGGCAAGCAGGCUGGUCAGGUGGGCCAUGCUGCUGAGCCAGUUCGACAUCCAGUUCAAGCCCCGACCCGCCAUCAAGGGGCAGGCGCUGGUUGACUUUAUAGUCGAGUGCACUGCCCUGGAGGGAACGGAGCGGGUCAGGGACGAAGACGAGGAGUGGUGGACCCUCUCAACGGACGGGUCCUCCAGCACCAAAAGCUACGGGGGUGGAGUCAUCCUCAUAACACCGGACGGGUUUCGGGCCUACUACGCCCUCCGCUUCGCGUUCAAAUUAUCCAACAACGAGGCCGAGUAUGAAGCACUCCUGGGAGGGCUCCGCCUCGCACUAAAUAUGAGGGUGGAGAAGCUCAAAAUCCGAUGUGACUCUAGACUCGUGGUGGGACAAGUCACAGGUGAAUUUGAAGCAAGUGAUGAAAGAAUGAGGAGGUACCGGGACAUGGUGCUCCAGCUACUGGGGCAGCUGAUCAAUUAUGAGGUCCUACAGGUACCCCGAGACCAGAACACAGAUGCUGACAUGUUAUCCAAGCUCGCCCAAGGGGCCCCGGAACAUAUCUCAAAAAUAGCCCGAAUUGAAGAUUUCAAGAGGUCGAGCGUGGACGCCUACCCGGUCCUACCCGUGCAAAUCCGACCUCCCUGCUGGUUGGACCACCUCAAGGAGUACAAGAAGACAGGCACGCUACCUCCCGACGAGGUUGACGCCAAGCUGGUGAAACGGCGAGCCCCCACGUACGUGGUCAUGGGGGACACACUCUACAAGAGGUCCUAUAACGGCGCCUUGCUGCACUGCUUGUACCCAGACGAAGCCAGGUCAGUCAUGGAAGAAAUCCACGAAGGGACCAGUUCAGCCCACCAGGGGGCCUUCGCCAUGUCCCGGAGGGCCAUCUUACAAGGGUACUUUUGGCCCAAAAUGGCCAAGGAGUGCGCCGACUAUGCCCGGGGUUGCGAGACCUGCUAA
Molecule: messenger RNA, 1293 nt
Organism: Ipomoea nil (Japanese morning glory)
Lineage: Eukaryota; Viridiplantae; Streptophyta; Magnoliopsida; Solanales; Convolvulaceae
Exons: 1
Coding region: 1-1293 (430 amino acids)
Molecular function (GO): RNA-DNA hybrid ribonuclease activity; nucleic acid binding
Source: RefSeq, a predicted model, not a curated record